AUGAGAUCCCUCGGGAGGAAAGGGUGGAGGUGGUGGAGGUGGCUAAGAAAUAUUUAUGAGAAGAAAGGGAACUACUUGGGGUGGACGGUUUUUGUGCAGGAGUUCAUGAAUCAAUGGGGAUCGUCCCCAACCAUAAAUCACCACGGCCAAUUGGCCAAGUUGAAGCAAGAAGGCAAGGUGCAGAAUUACAUUGAUGAUUUUCGCCAACUACAAACAAUGGUGGAUGGUUGGUCGGAGGAGGCCUUGCUCGGCACCUUUAUUGAUGGGCUCAAACCUUGGUUAUCCAAGGAACCAAAGCUCAAGCAGCCCACACGCCUUCAAGAUGCGGUGAGGAUGGCGAAAAUACUUGACCAAAGUGGCUUCAACGACCAGCGACCGGCCAAGGAGAACUCCAACCGCAAGAAAGCCAAACCUUGGCCAUCCAAGUCCCAACCGGCAGCUGCAAGCAUCUCAAAACAGCAACCCCCUGAAGUCAAGAAGCUCAACCGAGAGGAGUUGCAGGACAGCGAGGAUGAGGCUGAAGAUGAUGCUGCUGCAACCUCCGAUAGCAGCACAACCGAUGAUGAUCCCAUCGAAGCCAACUCCAUCAGCCCCAUUCCAAAGGAUGCUGAGUUAUCUCUACAUGCACUCACCGGAAUUCAAAGUCCUUCAACCAUGAGGAUGACUGCAUGGAUCGGCAAACAUGAGGUGUCAUUGCGCGUUGACAACGGAUCCUUCCACAACUUCAUGAAUCUGGGAGCCCUUCAACGAAUUGGUCUUAAAGGGGCAACCACCGAACUCUUUGAAGUGAAGGUGGCGAGCGGUGAAAGGCUUAAGUGCCAAGAAGUUGUCAAGGUCAUCCAACUCAACAUCCAAGGCUUGGAUGUGGUCCUUGGCAAUGCAUGGCUUCGAGGCAUCGGAAAGGUAGUCACCGACUACAAUGCCAUGACCAUGGUGUUCCGGCAUGAAGGAAGAAAGAGGCUAUGGACAACACUCAACCACAAAGAAGUCCAGCCUUGUGAGGCCAAUAUGAUCGAGCGCUUGUGCCGAGGUGGGGCACUAUGCUUCAUAGUGAUGCUGUCCAACCAAGGAGGGGAUGCGGAGGGACCUCAACCGCAGCCAAAAGAUGAAUUGCAGGGCUUGCUACCGCAAGUCCAAAGGCUCCUUGAAGCCCACCGUGGCAUCCUAGAGAUGCCAACCGCGCUUCCACCAAGGCGCGCCUUCGAUCACCCCAUCCUCCUUAAGGAAGAAAGCAAACCAAUCAAUGUACCACCCUACAGGUAUGCUCAUUUUCAGAAGGGAGAAAUCGAGAGGCAAGUGGAAGACAUGCUGAAGCAAGGGAUAAUCCGGCCAAGUACAAGCCCCUUCUCAUCACCGGUUCUCUUGGUGAGAAAGAAGGAUGGGUCUUGGAGGUUCUGCACUGAUUAUAGGGCCUUAAACGAGGCCACCAUCAAGGACCGGUUCCCAAUCCCAACCGUGGAUGAGAUGCUAGAUGAACUCCACGGCGCAAAAUUCUUCACAAGACUUGAUCUCCGAGCCGGCUAUCAGCAAAUCAGGAUGCGCGACGAAGAUGUCCAGAAGACGGUGUUCCGCACCCACUCCGGCCACUAUGAAUAA
Phoenix dactylifera (date palm) is the source of this 1596-nucleotide messenger RNA. Lineage: Eukaryota; Viridiplantae; Streptophyta; Magnoliopsida; Arecales; Arecaceae. The record is from RefSeq and is a predicted model, not a curated record.